Molecule: messenger RNA, 1848 nt
Organism: Capsella rubella
Lineage: Eukaryota; Viridiplantae; Streptophyta; Magnoliopsida; Brassicales; Brassicaceae
Product: tRNA-dihydrouridine(20) synthase [NAD(P)+]-like
Exons: 16
Coding region: 1-1677 (558 amino acids)
Biological process (GO): tRNA dihydrouridine synthesis
Cellular component (GO): cytoplasm
Molecular function (GO): flavin adenine dinucleotide binding; tRNA dihydrouridine synthase activity
Source: RefSeq, a predicted model, not a curated record
AUGAAAGACAGAGAAAUGGAAACAAGAAACGAAGUGAAGAAGAAAAUUUUCGAAAUUUUCAAAGAAUUUAUGACGGGAAUCGCAGAGCUUGAAGAACUAGGCAAUGCUGCAAACACCUUUCUUCUACGGUUUCAGCAAGCACUCAGUUUUCUUCAACGCCCUCCAAUGGUUACUUCAUCCAAGUUGAUCGAGAAAAUUAUGAAGAACAAUGAAACAAGACGGCUUAAAUCAUAUAUGGAAGCAGGAUGUAUUAACAUCCAUGAUGCUGCAGAAAGCACAAGAGCUUUGCAUACAUCCCUGUCAGGACUUUAUGAUCACCUAAUCAAAGCCAAAAGCUUAAUAAUGGAGCUCGAGCGUCUCACCGAUGAAGCAGCCCUUGCGAUUGAAACUGCAACAAAGUUUUCAGUACAGCUAGAUAAAGACUCGAGUGAUGAAUUGCAACAAGAGAACGAGACUGUACAUUUCUCUCAAGAACCUGAAGUUACAGAGUACGCUACACUUAUUGCAGUAGUUCACAGUAUGAUGAAGCAGAACUAUGUAAUGCAGGAAAAGAUUGUGAGAUCGCUUAGUUUGAAGUCCUCAUCUGGUGAGCUAGAGACUUACAGUCUGAUGUGGUCAUUGCGUCCCACGGCGGCGUCUUCGAUUUUUUUCGUGGCUGCGUCUGACGUUGCCACGAAGAAGACGGAGAUGGAUUACCAGAACAAGCUUGUUCUUGCUCCCAUGGUUCGUGUGGGAACGCUCUCUUUCCGAAUGUUGGCGGCUGAGUACGGCGCUGAUAUCACAUACGGCGAAGAGAUUAUUGAUCAUAAAUUCGUUAAAUGCGAACGUCGAAUCAACGUUGCUUAUGGGACAACUGAGUUUGUGGAGAAAGGAAUGGACAAUGUUGUCUUUAGCACAUGUGAGGAAGAAAGGAAUAGGGUUGUUUUUCAGAUGGGAACUUCUGAUGCUGUUAGGGCUCUUAAGGCUGCUGAGAUUGUGUGUAACGAUGUUGCAACUGUUGAUAUUAAUAUGGGUUGCCCCAAGGCUUUCUCUAUUCAAGGAGGAAUGGGGGCUGCUUUAUUAAGUAAACCCGAGCUAAUUCAUGAUAUUUUGGCAACGCUUAAGAGGAACUUAGAUGUACCGGUUACUUGCAAGAUUCGAUUAUUAAAAUCACCAGCAGAUACAGUUGAAUUGGCUAGGAGAAUCGAGAAACUUGGUGUACCAGCUCUUGCUGUACAUGGGAGGAAAAUCGCAGACAGGCCAAGAGAUCCUGCUAAAUGGGAUGAGAUUGCAGAUGUGGUGGCAGCAUUAUCCAUUCCUGUCAUUGCAAAUGGCGAUGUUUUAGAAUACGAUGAUUUUUCUCGCAUCAAAACUGCAACAGGCGCUGCAUCCGUGAUGGUUGCAAGAGGAGCUAUGUGGAAUGCUUCAAUUUUCUCUCCAAAAGGAAAAUCACAAUGGGAAGAUGUGAAAAAGAAGUACCUUAGAAAGAGCAUCUUGUGGAAUAACGAUGUUAAGAGCACGAAAUACACGAUAAAGGAGAUGAUAGCGCAUCAUUCUUGUCUUGAACUACCCGAAGGGAAAUCUAUCAACAAAGCAGACACUUUAGAAGACCUAGCGCGGUUUUACGGUUUGGAAGAUUACUUUUGGACAGUGAAGAACAUUGGUCCCCUGACACAUGACUUGCAUCAUGUUUUGUGAUACUGAAAGAAAUACCAACACUCCGCAUUUUCUUUUAUAUAUUUUUGUAAUCUCAUUUGAUUUUAUAUAUAGAGGAAUCCCAUUGUAGAAUAUUUGAAGUAUAGAAAUCAAAUUACAGUGUAUUAUUUUUUUACAUUUAAUUGAACUCGAAAUCCAAAUUAAGUUAAGUAA